AUGCCUCCCAACCAGCAGCUCGUCCAAUCUCGCGGCAUUUACCACGGCCUCCCCGUCCACGAUGCCUCCCUCAAAGGCCUCACCGCCAUAAUAACCGGCGCAAACGGCAUCUCGGGAAACUACAUGCUGCGUGUGCUAGCGCAGGAUCCGGAGCGCUGGAGCAAGAUAUAUUGUCUGAGUCGGAGACCGCCUGCGAUUCCGGACGGCCUACCGAGUAAUGCGGAGCACAUCCCCUUGGACUUUUUAAAGGAUAAAGAGGAGAUUGCCAACGUGCUGAGGGAGAAAGGGGUUAAGGCAGAUUACGUGUUCUUUUAUAGCUAUGUGCAGGUCAAGCCGAAAGAGGGUGGUGGGCUAUGGAGUGAUGCCGAAGAGAUGUGCAGGGUGAACGUGGCACUCCUCCAGAAUUUCCUCGAAGCCUUACCCUUGGCAAGCAUAAAGCCCAAGCGCAUCAUGCUGCAGACCGGCGCAAAGAAUUACGGCGUGCACCUCGGUCCCGCGGCUACUCCCCAGGAAGAACACCACCCGCGCGUAACGCUAGAGCCAAACUUUUACUAUGCGCAGGAAGACUUCCUCUGGGAAUUUUGCCGCGCGCAGGGCAUAGAGUGGAACGUAGCUAUGCCGUCUUUCAUCAUGGGCGCCGUACCCGAUGCGGCUAUGAACCUCGUCUACCCCCUCGGCAUCUAUGCCUCCGUCACCGCACAUCUCAAGGCUACACUGGAAUUCCCGAGCGACUUGAAAGCUUGGGAAGCCACGCACGUCGGCAGCUCUAGCAUGCUGAAUGCGUACCUCGAAGAAUGGGCCGUCCUGUCUUCACAAGCGUCGAACCAGAGAUUCAACGCCGCGGACUCCUCGCCCUUCACGUGGGGAAGCUUCUGGCAGAAGAUGGCGGGAUGGUACGGCGUUGAGUGCGGGCGGCCCUCAUUUAGGAAGGAGGACUACACGGCGAUAACGACCCCGCAUGAGCCGCCGCCCAGGGGAUUCGGCCCCCCGGCUACGUACCAUAUACGCUUUACGCUAACGAGCUGGGCGAAGCAGCCGCAUGUGCAGAAGGCGUGGGCGGAGAUUAUCGAGAAACAUGGCUUGAAGAAUGCGCAGAAGCUGGAGGAUAUGGAUAUUGAUCGGAUUUUUGCGUUUGCGGAUGGGAGUAUGAUAGGAGGGACGUUGGAUCUGAGUAUGAACAAGGCGAGGAAGAUGGGGUGGCAUGGGUUUGUGGAUACGAGUGAGAGUAUGAGGGAAGUUUUAAGUGAAUUUGCAGAAUUGGGAAUGUUGCCACCUUUGUCCAAGUGA
This is a messenger RNA of Didymosphaeria variabile, 1287 nucleotides long. RefSeq lists its product as uncharacterized. The transcript has 2 exons. The coding region runs from base 1 to 1287 and encodes 428 amino acids. The record is from RefSeq and is a predicted model, not a curated record. NCBI's taxonomy places the organism in Eukaryota, Fungi, Ascomycota, Dothideomycetes, Pleosporales, Didymosphaeriaceae.